Molecule: messenger RNA, 812 nt
Organism: Abrus precatorius (Indian licorice)
Lineage: Eukaryota; Viridiplantae; Streptophyta; Magnoliopsida; Fabales; Fabaceae
Product: prefoldin subunit 6
Exons: 6
Coding region: 256-645 (129 amino acids)
Biological process (GO): protein folding; chaperone-mediated protein complex assembly
Cellular component (GO): cytoplasm; prefoldin complex
Molecular function (GO): protein-folding chaperone binding
Source: RefSeq, a predicted model, not a curated record
AUCUAAGUGUGCUAUGUGCUACUCCGUACGUUGAGUCCCUCUCUAUCUCUCUCUCUCUUUUCUUUCUCUUCCUUUGUCGUCUUCUCAUGGCCUCUUCUGUUCAAUAAUAAUAGUUUAAUAACAAAAGGAAAAAUAAAAAAAUAAAAAUUGAACGAGGAAGAAUCAUCGUUGUCAUCGUCGUCAGAACUAACGCUUCCCAAUCAAACCCUCCCAUUCGAAUCCAGGAAUCCCCUUCUGCUGAAAGCAAAGGGCACAAUGAGUUCGUCCAUCCUCAGAGAUCAUCAACGUGAAUUGGAGAGCAAAGCCAACGAUUUGAGCAAGCUUCAAAAGGAAAUUGCGAAGAAUCAUCAAGUCAGAAAGAAGUACACAGUCCAGCUUGGCGAGAACGAGCUUGUUCUUAAGGAACUUGAUUUAUUGAAAGAAGGUGCAAAUGUUUACAAGUUAAUUGGCCCAGUUCUUGUUAAGCAAGAUUUGGCUGAGGCCAAUGCAAAUGUCCGCAAGAGAAUCGAAUAUAUCUCUGCCGAAUUGAAGCGUCUUGAUGCCACUGUUCAAGAUUUGGAAGAGAAGCAAAAUAGCAAGAGAGAUACGAUACUAAAAUUGCAACAAAAGAUUCAAUCUCUUCAGGCUGGAAAAGGCAAGGCAUAGUCUUCCCAAGCAUAUUGUUUAAGCGUGGUAACUUGUAAUUUAGUUGUGCUAAGGUUGGAUGUGCAUUUUUCGUUGUGCCUCUUUGUUUUGGACUGAAGUUUACUCUUUAGCUACGUGCUCCUGGAAAUCGUUUGGGGUAUUAAAGUAUGACAGUUGGCUUUAAUCUC